AUGGCACAACCACCAUCACCACCACCUGCGGCACUAGCCCCGCACGAAUCGCUCCCCGUACAGCCGGACGUCGAGUCGACCAUCUCCGACAUCAUCUCGACCAACCGUCGCUCGGCAACCGCGUUUACCGUCUCGAAGCAUUCCCGCGACGCCGCCAAGAACUGGGACAAGUUCUACAAGAACCACCAGGACAAGUUUUUCAAAGAUCGGCAUUGGACCAAUCGCGAGUUUGGCUCUGAGCUGGGCUCUACAGCUACCGGCACUGGUGCCGCUGCCGGUGCUGGUGCCGGGGUGGGGUCUGGUGUGGAUGUGAAGGGUAAGGCGAGGGGGGAGGACGAUAGGGAGGAGGAGACGGAGAUGGUGGCAGCGGGGGUUUCGGCGGGCGAAAGCGUGCUGCUCGAGGUCGGGUGUGGGGUGGGCAACAUGCUGUACCCGCUGCUUUCGGCAAACGCCUCGCUCAAGGUGCACUGCUGCGACUUUUCCGCUCGUGCCGUCGACAUGGUGCGCUCACAUCCACUGUACGACCCCACCCGCGUCAAUGCCUUCGUCUACGACCUGACCGAACCGCUCUCGACGCUCACCCCGCAUCUUGCGCAACCCUGCUCCUGGCCACCAAUCACGACGAUCAGCCUGAUCUUUGUGCUCUCGGCCAUUCCCCCGCACCUGCACGCACACGUCCUGCGCUCCCUCGCCUCGCUCCUACCUCACGGCGGCCACAUCCUCUUCCGCGACUACGCCUACGGCGACCUCUCCCAGGUGCGCUACCACACCAAAAAGGACGCCGCAUGGGCCGAACCCAGCCUGCUCUCGGACGACCCGCAGCACAACUGGUACAAGCGCGGCGACAACACGUUCAACUACUUUUUCACCCAGCAGCAGCUCCAGCAGCUCGCCCAGAGCGUCGGGCUGGUCGGCGACGUCGAGACGCUCAGACGGACCGCCGUGAAUCGCAAGAGCGAGGUCAACAUGGAGAGGCGCUUUGUGCAGGCGAAAUGGUACGUUGCGCCGUCGGACGGCAAGGCGUGA
Molecule: messenger RNA, 1026 nt
Organism: Sporisorium graminicola
Lineage: Eukaryota; Fungi; Basidiomycota; Ustilaginomycetes; Ustilaginales; Ustilaginaceae
Exons: 1
Coding region: 1-1026 (341 amino acids)
Source: RefSeq, a predicted model, not a curated record